Molecule: messenger RNA, 2400 nt
Organism: Pipistrellus kuhlii (Kuhl's pipistrelle)
Lineage: Eukaryota; Metazoa; Chordata; Mammalia; Chiroptera; Vespertilionidae
Gene: DRGX
Product: dorsal root ganglia homeobox
Exons: 6
Coding region: 34-825 (263 amino acids)
Biological process (GO): regulation of transcription by RNA polymerase II
Molecular function (GO): DNA-binding transcription factor activity, RNA polymerase II-specific; RNA polymerase II transcription regulatory region sequence-specific DNA binding
Source: RefSeq, a predicted model, not a curated record
GGAGCCGGGCGCCCAGAAGCCCCGCCGUCGGCGAUGUUUUACUUCCACUGCCCGCCGCAGCUCGAGGGCACUGCGCCCUUUGGCAACCACCCGCCCGGAGAUUUUGACGAUGGGUUCCUGCGGAGAAAACAGCGUCGGAACCGGACGACGUUCACGCUUCAGCAGCUGGAAGCUCUGGAGGCAGUUUUCGCCCAGACGCACUACCCCGAUGUAUUCACCAGAGAAGAGCUGGCCAUGAAGAUAAACCUCACGGAAGCCAGAGUGCAGGUUUGGUUCCAGAAUCGAAGGGCCAAGUGGAGGAAAACAGAGAGAGGGUCCUCUGACCAGGAGCCGGGAGCCAAGGAGUCCAUGGCAGAGGUGUCGUCACCCCCCGUGAGAAAUGUCAAUUCCCCACCCCCUGGGGACCAGGCCCGGAGCAAGAAGGAGGCCCUGGAGGCCCAGCAGAGCCUGGGGCGAACUGUGGCUCCCACAGGACCCUUCUUCCCCUCCUGCCUGCCGGGGACCCUGUUGAACACGGCCACGUAUGCCCAGGCCCUGUCCCACGUCGCGUCCCUGAAAGGGGGCCCGCUGUGCUCUUGCUGUGUCCCGGACCCCAUGGGGCUCUCCUUCCUCCCCCCCUACGGCUGCCAGAGCAACCGCACGGCCAGCGUGGCCGCCCUGCGCAUGAAGGCUCGCGAGCACUCGGAGGCCGUCCUGCAGUCCGCCAACCUCCUGCCAGCCACCAGCAGCAGCCCGGGCCCUGCCGGCAAGCCAGCGCCCCCCGCCGGCAGCCGGGACAAGACCCCUCCGGCCACAGAACAGAGUGAGGGUGAGAAGAGCGUAUGAGGGAGUGCCAGCCGGCACCCUCCCCCAUCCCUGCUCCUCCCGCCUCAGCCCCGUGGAAAACAGGGAGAAGCCAGCCGCCCAGAGCCUUCUCCUGAACCCUGGAAGGGAUGAGAGCACCGCUCCCUCGCUGUCUGGGAAGUGCCCUGGCGUCCUGCCAGCGGCCCGUGUGGUCCUGGCUGCUUUGGUGACAGGUCCUGAUGGCACUGGUGGCACCGGAGCCGCCUCUGUGGUGGGACCUGUCGGUUUUUUUCUGUGCCCAGAAGGCUUGGGGGAAGUAGAGUGCUGCCCCCAUCACCUUCCUGUCCAUUUCCUGGAUGCCAUUGAUGGUCUGGUCACCUCCAAGAACUGUGACACGAGACGCCCAGGGCUAAGCCUCAUGCUAUGAAAUGGGACUGCCCUUGGUCCAUUAAGAGCCAGGAAACUGCUGGAAUUCCAACCAACUCUUCCCUCUACCAAGCCCAGCAGCCACGCCCCUGUGUCUUGUUGAAACCUAUUGGUUGUGGGAUUGGAUAGUCAGAAGGUGAGAAGAUGGGGGCGGGGGCAGAGGCUGAUGGUGCGCAGCUCUCUUAGGGGGACACGGCGGUUCUCACUGGGCUCUUGUGGCCAGACAGGCUGCCAACCCGGGAGCUGGGGCCGCAUCCUGACCCUGAGGGCGUGUCCUGUGUGGCCGCACGCUGCGGGCCCUGCCAUCGGGACUGGCCUCUGGGUCAGCGGACAGCAGUGCCUGGUCCAGGGAAGCUGCUCGCCCUCGGAGGGGAGAGCCCCGGGAAGCCACGGACACAGGUCGCACCGGACUGACUGCCUGACCGCAGGUCCCCGGUGCACAGAGGGAGCUCUCGGGUGGUGGUUUGGUCCUUUUAACUGAAGGAGACACAGGAGGAGCCAAGAUGAGGGUGCCUGGUGCAGAAUGGAGCGGGCGAGGGCUCGUUCCAAAGGGCCGGACGCAGCGAUCUCUGUUGGCCCAGGGUGUCCGUUUCCUCGCCUUCUCUGUGGGCAGUGGACUUGCGAGAUCAAAGGGAAAUGUGCAAUAGCGCGGGGCCUGCCUUCCCCGGCAGGCGUCUGGUCCCGGGGGACACGGUCUUCCAUGGCUCACCGGGUGUUUCCAUGCAAACCCUUCCACCCUUACGACGAUGAUUCUCCUUUCAGUUUCCGUAGUCAAAAGGCUCCACCUUCAGAUCGCCCUGCCCGCUUCUUACCCUCCCCGCCAAGCCCCCAACAAUAUCCCUGAGUGUGUUGUGCCUCGUCUCUGAUUACUGCAAAGCGUUUGAUAAAACACACGGUCUCCUCAGAAACACACACGCCCUUUUCCUGCUGUAGGUUGCUUGUUGAGUACCAAGACGAAACGGCCUGCCAAAGAGCGGCAACGGCGCUUCCGUUCCGCUGUAAUUACGAAUGUUGGGUUGAACGAUGCAAGCUCCAGCCCUUACGUACACUAACUCUUCAAUCUAAUUGUUUGAUUAAACUCGUAUUUCCUCCAGAAAGGUACAUAAAUAAGUGAACUGUUGAGCAAAUUAAGAAUACUUAACAGCAUUGCAUCUGAAAAGUAGUUACGCUGAUUAAAUUUUGUGUCCUUGA